Messenger RNA from Terrapene triunguis (Three-toed box turtle), 5862 nucleotides. It is a transcript of the gene PPIP5K2, whose product is annotated as diphosphoinositol pentakisphosphate kinase 2. Bases 310 to 4095 code for a protein of 1261 amino acids. Gene Ontology annotation, cellular component: cytosol. Gene Ontology annotation, molecular function: 5-diphosphoinositol pentakisphosphate 1-kinase activity; diphosphoinositol pentakisphosphate kinase activity; inositol hexakisphosphate kinase activity. NCBI's taxonomy places the organism in Eukaryota, Metazoa, Chordata, Testudines, Emydidae. The transcript is spliced from 32 exons. Gene Ontology annotation, biological process: inositol metabolic process; inositol phosphate biosynthetic process. The record is from RefSeq and is a predicted model, not a curated record.
CUCCUGUUCGUUCCUCAAUGGGCUCGGGCGGCGCGCUGCCCUGGCACCCACGCCGGCAUGGGAUAAAAGAUUGCCCUCUCAGAGAAACUUAACCUGUGGGGUUUUGUUUCUUUUGGAGCAACAACUCAAUGAACUGAUGAUAGCAGUUAAAGUGCAUUUGGCAGCUGACUUUGUCACAGUAACAAGUGACUGCAAGAAGUGACAAACUGCAAAGGAUUUGUAUGUUCCCUGGCUACUGAGAAUAUGCACAGUAUCUCAGAUAUUGGAGUGGCUGCAGUUUCAACAUAGAUCAGUUUACUGCUUGUAAAGAUGUCGGUUAGCGCAACAGAGUGUGACCCUCCUAGAUUCUUUGUGGGUGGUGAAGAUGGAGAUGAAUUAUUGGAUUCAUCCAGAUCUGCCGACUUCGAUCAUUUCUAUGACCAUGCAGAGGAGGAGGAUGAAGAGUAUGAUUCUCCACCAGAAAGGCUGAUUGUGGUUGGGAUAUGUUCCAUGGCAAAGAAAUCCAAGUCCAAACCAAUGAACGAAAUUCUGGAACGCCUGUCCAUGUUUAAGUACAUCACAGUGGUAAUAUUUGAAGAGGAUGUCAUUUUGAAUGAACCUGUAGAAAACUGGCCUUUAUGUGACUGUCUCAUUUCUUUUCAUUCUAAAGGAUUUCCACUGGACAAAGCAGUUGCCUAUGCAAAACUCAGGAAUCCAUUUGUAAUCAAUGACUUGAACAUGCAGUAUCAUAUACAAGACAGGAGAGAAGUGUAUAGCAUCCUCAAAGCUGAAGGCAUUUUACUUCCUCGUUAUGCAAUUCUGAACCGUGAUCCAAACAACCCCAAAGAAUGCAAUUUGAUUGAAGGAGAAGACCAGGUGGAAGUGAAUGGGGAAGUUUUCCAAAAGCCAUUUGUAGAGAAGCCAGUAAGUGCCGAGGACCAUAAUGUAUACAUUUAUUAUCCAACAUCUGCUGGUGGUGGAAGCCAGAGGCUUUUUCGAAAGAUUGGCAGCAGGAGCAGUGUUUAUUCCCCUGAAAGCAAUGUGAGAAAAACGGGCUCCUACAUUUAUGAGGAGUUCAUGCCUACAGAUGGCACUGAUGUAAAGGUGUACACAGUAGGUCCAGACUAUGCACAUGCUGAAGCUAGGAAGUCCCCAGCUUUGGAUGGCAAGGUAGAACGAGACAGUGAAGGAAAAGAAGUGAGAUAUCCAGUCAUCCUGAAUGCAAGAGAGAAGUUGAUUGCUUGGAAAGUGUGCCUUGCAUUUAAGCAAACAGUUUGUGGCUUUGACUUGUUGCGUGCUAAUGGACAAUCCUAUGUCUGUGACGUCAAUGGCUUCAGUUUUGUGAAGAACUCCAUGAAAUACUAUGAUGAUUGUGCGAAGAUACUUGGAAAUAUCAUAAUGCGAGAACUUGCUCCACAAUUUCAAAUCCCAUGGUCAAUACCUUUGGAAGCUGAAGAUAUCCCUAUUGUGCCAACCACAUCUGGAACAAUGAUGGAGUUGAGAUGUGUUAUAGCUGUAAUACGUCAUGGGGACCGUACACCAAAACAAAAAAUGAAAAUGGAAGUUAAACAUCAGAAAUUUUUUGAUCUCUUCGAAAAAUGUGAUGGAUAUAAGUCAGGAAAACUAAAACUGAAGAAACCAAAACAGUUACAGGAGGUGCUUGAUAUAGCAAGACAGCUCUUACUAGAACUUGGGCAAAACAAUGACUCUGAAAUUGAAGAAAGCAAAGCAAAACUUGAGCAGCUGAAGACUGUUUUGGAGAUGUAUGGGCAUUUUUCUGGCAUAAAUCGCAAAGUCCAGUUAACCUAUCUCCCUCAUGGCUGUCAGAAAACUUCUAGUGAAGAAGAAGAUAACAGAAGAGAUGAACCAUCCCUACUUCUGGUUCUGAAAUGGGGAGGAGAACUGACCCCUGCAGGCAGGGUCCAGGCAGAGGAGCUAGGGAGAGCUUUCAGAUGCAUGUACCCAGGUGGACAAGGAGAUUAUGCUGGAUUUCCUGGAUGUGGUUUGCUUAGAUUACAUAGUACUUAUCGACAUGAUCUGAAAAUCUAUGCUUCUGACGAGGGACGAGUUCAGAUGACUGCAGCAGCUUUUGCAAAGGGAUUACUGGCUUUAGAGGGAGAGCUCACUCCUAUUCUUGUCCAGAUGGUGAAAAGUGCUAAUAUGAAUGGUCUGUUGGACAGUGACAGUGACUCUUUAAGCAGCUGCCAGCAUCGUGUUAAAGCAAGGCUCCAUGAAAUACUCCAGAGGGAUAGAGAAUUUAUGCCUGAAGACUAUGAAAAGCUUACUCCAUCUGGAAGCAUCUCUCUGAUGAAAUCAAUGAAGGUGAUCAGAAAUCCUGUGAGAACAUGUGACAAGGUUUAUUCCUUGAUCCAGAGUUUGACUUCUCAAAUCAGGCAGCGAAUGGAAGAUCCCAAGUCCGCGGAUAUUCAACUUUACCAUAGUGAAACACUAGAGUUAAUGCUGCGCAGGUGGGCCAAGCUGGAAAAGGACUUUAAAACAAAGAAUGGAAGAUAUGACAUCAGCAAAAUCCCUGAUAUUUACGACUGUAUAAAAUAUGAUGUCCAACAUAAUGGAUCCUUAAAAUUAGAAAACACAAUGGAAUUAUACAGGCUAUCAAAGGCAUUAGCUGACAUUGUGAUCCCUCAGGAAUAUGGUAUUUCCAAGGUUGAGAAACUAGAGAUUGCCAAAGGCUACUGCACUCCUCUAGUUAGGAAAAUUCGUUCUGACCUUCAGAGGACUCAGGAUGAUGACACUGUAAAUAAGCUUCACCCUCUAUACUCCAGAGGUGUUAUGUCUCCUGAACGUCAUGUUCGUACUCGGUUAUAUUUCACAAGUGAGAGUCAUGUCCACUCCUUAUUAUCAACUCUUCGUUAUGGUGCCUUAUGUGAUGAAUCAAAAGAUGAACAGUGGAAACGAGCUAUGGACUAUCUCAAUAUUGUCAGUGAACUCAAUUACAUGACCCAGAUUGUUAUCAUGCUCUACGAGGAUCCAAACAAGGAACUUUCUUCAGAAGAACGUUUUCAUGUGGAGCUUCACUUUAGUCCGGGAGCUAAAGGCUGUGAAGAGGAUAAAAACUUACCAGCUGGUUUUGGAUAUAGACCUGCCUCCCGAGAGAAUGAAGGCUCAAAGAAAACCUCCCAUAAAAAUGAUAGUGAUGAGGAGUCACAUACUUCUAAAAGGGAUGAAACGGAUCGAUCAAUAGUGGUAUUCAAGCCAAUGGUGUCAGACCCAAUUCACAUACACAGAAAGUCGCCCCUUCCAAGAUCCCGGAAGAUUGGUUCUGUUGAAGAAGAGAGCCCCCUGAGUGUGUCUAGCCCAGAGUGUAUUGGUACCUGGCUGCAUUACACCAGUGGUGUGGGUACUGGGCGUCGAAGACGCAGAUCAGGGGAACAAAUCACUUCUUCCCCUGUCUCCCCUAAAUCAUUGGCUUUCACAUCCAGUAUUUUUGGCUCAUGGCAACAGGUCCUCUCAGACAACAAUAGUAACUUACGAACACCAAGAACUAUACUGGAACAAAAGCAGAGUGGUUUAGGGUCUCACUGUGCGGGCCUGUUUAGCACCUCAGUACUCGGGGGUUCUUCGAGCGCACCUAACCUACAGGAUUAUGCUCGUACUCAACGUAAAAAGCUGACUUCUUCUGGCUGCAUAGAUGACACCACACGUGGUUCUGCUGUUAAAAGAUUUUCUAUCUCAUUUGCUCGACACCCAACCAAUGAACAUCCACACCUCUUUAGGUGCUGGUCCAUUUCCUCUGUGGAAUUUCUAAGCUCCAGUUUUGAACUAUAUUCCAUGGUGCCUUCCAUCUGCCCUCUAGAAACCCUGCACAACUCCCUGUCUUUAAAGCAGGUGGAUGAAUUUCUUGCCUCCAUUGCUGCUACUUCAAGUGACAACCUACCGGAGAUGUCUACUGCUUUAUGUUCUUCUUCAGCAUCUUCAAGUUCACUGUCUGGAAGAAAAAGUUCUUUAAAUACAUACACCCCUGCAAAAAUCCAACCAACACCACUUGCAGCCUUGCCUGAGAGGCUAGCAAUAGAGAAACCAACCUUAUCUACCAGUGGACCCUCCAAUGGCAUCUCUGAUGUUACUCCAUCUCCUAAAGAAUCUAGCUUGAUGUAAAAUUUGGUGAUGAAACCCUUACUGAGAAGAAAUGAAGGACUUCAGACAAAAUUGGAAGCAUCUUCCUUCAAAAACAAUCUUCAGUAUGCAUUUUUAAUGGUAGAAAAGCAGACUAAAUCUUGACUCAACUCUCCAAAGCCAUUCAUGUCUGUCUGUCUUGGUGCACUUACCUGUAUAUAAAUUUAAAUACUCUUAACUAGUGCACACUGUAUAUAUUCAGCUGAAAGGUCUCGUCUCAUUUUCUAAAAUAUUUAAGGCAAAGAGGUUUACUCAGUAGUGUAAUGAAUUGCACAACUUUAAUGAAAAAGCUGCACAUCAGUUUUUUCAGUGUCUGUUUACUAUAUAUGUAUACUAAGCAAAAAGAAAAACACCCCAACCCAACGGUAUGUAUUAUAGUGGCUCUCAAAGCGCCACUGUAGUUGUCAUUAUAAACUCCUGUUUUCAGGGGGUUUAUAAUGUGGCUGUGAAUUUUUUUCCUGGGCUGAAAUUUGAUGCGCAUGAUCUUGGCUAGGAGCAUUUUUUUAUUUGAAUACAUUUCCAAAGAAAUCACUUGGCUCUUUGAGUUAAACAAGUGCUUCUUGCAUUUGAAUUUUUAAUACCAUAUAUGCUGCAGUAACUAGGCACAAUGGGGUGAAUUAAGGAUGGUGUAUUUUCACUUUGAAUCUCCUUGUUUUUUGUGUGUUUACAUCAGACCCCUAACAUUUGAAUAUACUUUUUAUUUUGUUGUUUAAUAUACAUGGUUAUAUAAGGAAUAUGUCUGUAUAUCCUCCUACAGAAAAAAAUUGUUUAUAUAUUUUCUUAUUCUAAGAAAUUCUUUUGUUUACUGAAAAGAUGCCUUUAUUUGCUACAUAGGUUUGUUUUUUAAAAAGUCACUUAAAAAAAGGCCACAAUAAAAAACAAGGUUUUUAAGAAGCAAUUACAGUUGGUCUGGUAGUAAAUUACCCUAGAAACUCUAAAUAUCCCAUCUGUAAGUGGUGCGUCCUACCACCCGUUCAUAUGAAAGAGAAACUGCAGUGUUACCAGAAUGUUUAAUGUUUCAAAGUUUAUCUGAAUACUUAGGCUUCAGCAUUUUCUGUAAUGUUCAUACCAUUGGCAUUCUAAACGCAGCUGUUGUCAACAGCUCUCAUUAAGACUGUUGAAGACUUUAUUAGAGCUAUGAGAAGCUUUAGCAACUCAGAUUAUGCUUUUAAGUGGUCAGAUUUUGUAGAGCAGUCAUCCAGGUUCAGCAGUUUUGUGCUUUCAUCUGUGGCAUUUAGAAUUAUAAAAUGUAUUCAAAACAUCACUGUCCACUUUUGAAAGUUCAAGUGGCUGAUUAUUAAUAAUGACUUUAUAAACUGCAGGUUAGACUUUUUUCCAGUUUAAAUUACAAGAGAUUUAGCAUCAAAGAAAUAUUUAAGCAUCAGAGCCUUGUUUUCCUUAUCCAGCAAUUCUCAGUGUAACUACAGUUACACUAUGAACUUGCCACAGAGUCUGUACAAAUCUUUAAACAUGGCACAUGUGAAAUGGCUUCUAGAAAAUAGUCCUACUAAGUGCUGACUAAAUAAUUAAUACCAAAAACAUAAAGGGUUCACAGUUGUAUAUUUCAAACAUUUCAUUUUCUAUAAUGUAACCAUGUAGUAUGGACAAUGUUUGUCUUGCACACAUUUGAAUGUACACAUCAUGUUUCCUGUUUUUUAAAAACACUAUUAAAAUUAAGUGUGCAUAUCAUUCCAGUCAACCAAAGCUCUGGUUUAAAAAUUUUGAUGCGCUCCUAAAUAAAAACAAGGU